GAGCAGGGAGAGUGGGAGAAGGGGGAGGGAGAGAGGAGAGCUAGGGAGAGCUGGAGAGAGCGAGAGCAAAGAGCGAGCGAGGGAGAGGAGAGAGAAAGACACACGCACGCAGAGACACACGGUCACUGGAAUUCCAUUAGAAAAAAGUGAGCCGAGCAAGGGUUAGCGGGAGAAGAUUAUUUUUGAAUCUUGUCUUCGUCUUGGUGCGAAAGAAGCGACUCCAGUCUCUCGUCCUCGAAGCUCCGACUGGAUUGUUCCUGGGCGCUGACACCCGUCGGUGGAUUUCAUUCCUAUUUGCAUUUUAUUCCGACCCCCUCCCUCGCCGCUUCCUUCCAGCCCUUUACUCGCAAAUCGCCUCUCUCCCCACCUCACCAGGCCCCUCCUGGGAAGCGCAGGGGAAUUGGACCCGCGGGGACUCACGCUUUCCCGGACGAUUCGAAGGGAGGGCUGACCCCAGGACCGGGCUCUUGGCUUAGAAAGCCGAUACACAGAUACGCGUAUAUUUGAUUGUAGCGGGCAAGGGGGGCGUCAAGAGGCAGCCCACCGCCCUCCUCUCACCCCACCCCCUCCAGCCAGAGGCAAGAAUCGCAGGACUCGGGAUCUUCAUCGGGUGGACUAGCUGGGAUCUCUGCAUUGGAUUUGGGGCUGAUUACCACUGCUUGACUAUUAUUAUUGUUGUUGUUAUUAUUUUUUUUACACAAGGGAGAAAGACAAAAAACGGUGGGAUUUAUUUAACAUGAUCUUGGCAAACGCCUUCUGCCUCCUCUUCUUUCUAGACGAGACCCUCCGCUCUUUGGCCAGCCCUUCCUCCCUGCAGGGCCCCGAGCUCCACGGCUGGCGCCCCCCAGUGGACUGUGUCCGGGCCAAUGAGCUGUGUGCCGCCGAGUCCAACUGCAGCUCCCGCUACCGCACGCUGCGGCAGUGCCUGGCAGGCCGCGACCGCAACACCAUGCUGGCCAACAAGGAGUGCCAGGCGGCCCUGGAGGUCUUGCAGGAAAGCCCGCUCUACGACUGCCGCUGCAAGCGGGGCAUGAAGAAGGAGCUGCAGUGCCUGCAGAUCUACUGGAGCAUCCACCUGGGGCUGACCGAGGGUGAGGAGUUUUACGAAGCCUCCCCCUAUGAGCCGGUGACCUCCCGCCUCUCGGACAUCUUCAGGCUUGCUUCAAUCUUCUCAGGGACAGGGGCAGACCCGGUGGUCAGCGCCAAGAGCAACCAUUGCCUGGAUGCUGCCAAGGCCUGCAACCUGAACGACAACUGCAAGAAGCUGCGCUCCUCCUACAUCUCCAUCUGCAACCGCGAGAUCUCGCCCACCGAGCGCUGCAACCGCCGCAAGUGCCACAAGGCCCUGCGCCAGUUCUUUGACCGGGUGCCCAGCGAGUACACCUACCGCAUGCUCUUCUGCUCCUGCCAAGAUCAGGCGUGUGCUGAGCGCCGCCGGCAAACCAUCCUGCCCAGCUGCUCCUACGAGGACAAGGAGAAGCCCAACUGCCUGGACCUGCGCGGUGUGUGCCGGACUGACCACCUGUGCCGGUCCCGGCUGGCCGACUUCCAUGCCAAUUGUCGAGCCUCCUACCAGACGGUCACCAGCUGCCCUGCGGACAAUUACCAGGCGUGUCUGGGCUCCUAUGCUGGCAUGAUUGGGUUUGACAUGACGCCCAACUAUGUGGAUUCCAGCCCCACUGGCAUCGUGGUGUCCCCCUGGUGCAGCUGUCGUGGCAGCGGGAACAUGGAGGAGGAGUGUGAGAAGUUCCUCCGGGACUUCACCGAGAACCCGUGCCUCCGGAACGCCAUCCAGGCCUUUGGCAACGGCACGGAUGUGAACGUGUCCCCUAAAGGCCCCUCAUUCCAGGCCACCCAGGCUCCUCGGGUGGAGAAGACGCCUUCCUUGCCAGAUGACCUCAGUGACAGCACCAGCCUGGGGACCAGUGUCAUCACCACCUGCACGUCUGUCCAGGAGCAGGGACUGAAGGCCAACAACUCCAAAGAGUUAAGCAUGUGCUUCACAGAGCUCACGACAAAUAUCAUCCCAGGGAGUAACAAGGUGAUCAAACCUAACUCAGGCCCCAGCAGAGCCAGACCGUCGGCUGCCUUGACCGUGCUGUCUGUCCUGAUGCUGAAACUGGCCUUGUAGACUGUGGGAACCGAGUAAGAAGAUUUUCGAAAGCUACGCAGACAAGAACAGCCGCCUGACGAAAUGGAAACACACAGACACACGUGCACCUUGCAAAAAAAAAAUUGUUUUUCCCACCUGUCGCUGAACCUGUCUCCUCCCAGGUUUCUUCUCUGGAGAAGUUUUUGUAAACCAAACAGACAAGCAGGCGGGCAGCCUGAGAGCUGGCCCAGGGGUCCCCUGGCAGGGGAAACUGGUACCGAGGAGGGCACGAGGCUCUAGAAAUGCCCUUCUCUUUCUCCUGGUGUUUCUCUCUCUGGACCCUUCUGAAGCAGAGACCAGACAAGAGCCUGCAGUGGAAGGGACUCUGGGCUGUGCCUGAGGCUGGCUGGGGGCAGGAUGACACAGCUGCUUCCCCACGCUGCCCACUCUGGUCACUGGCUGGGGGCUGGCAGAGGGCAUCGGUUAGCGGGACAGUGGGGCUGGCCACGGGGGUCCACCUUCAGCCCUUUGGCUUCGAGGAUGGAGGUGGUUUUGCCCUCCCUCUGCCCUCGGGUGGGGCUGGUGGGUCUGCAGCUGGUGUGGGGACUUCCCCACGGAUGGUGGUGGAGGGGGUUAGCACUGCGCUGGGCUCCCCCUGACUAGCACAGAGUGGUGGGGCUGGGGCCAGCUCCAGGACGGCUUGGGAGCUCAGCCUGCCUGGGAGAGCCCUUUGUGGCGAGGCAGCAAAACUCGGGCAUCACCUUCUUUCUUGGUGGCAGAAAUUUUGAAGUCAGAGAGAAAUGGUCCUUUGUUGGCUUUUUUUUGGUUUCCCGUGGGUCCUUUGGCAGGUCUCCCUUUGGGGAGAGGAAGGGGAGAGACCACAGCCGCGUGUGUAUCUGCAGCACCCUGUUCCCUCGAGCUCUCCUGCUCUCUUCUCCCUCCUCUUCCUUUCCACUUUCUCUUUCCUAAUUUCCUAGACAUACGUCAACUGUAUGUACACACUGGGGCUCCUCUCCCAACGUAUAUGUAUAUAUACAUCCAUAUACAUAUAUUGUGUGGUUUUCCCCUUUCUUUCCUUUUUUUAAGCAACAGAACUAUGGAAACAAUACCCCAACAGAUGAGCGAAAAUGUAUUAUUGUAAAGUUUAUUUUUUUUAAUACUGUUGUCUAUAAUGGGGAAAAAGGACAUUGCCCCCCAGUGCCCUGCUCCAGUCGGCCUGGCUGGGCUCUGGUGGGGGCUUCUGAUCCGCAUCCACGCUUAACCAAGGCUCCAAUAAACGUGCUAGGAAGCAA
Molecule: messenger RNA, 3384 nt
Organism: Macaca mulatta (Rhesus monkey)
Lineage: Eukaryota; Metazoa; Chordata; Mammalia; Primates; Cercopithecidae
Gene: GFRA2
Product: GDNF family receptor alpha 2
Biological process (GO): nervous system development
Cellular component (GO): external side of plasma membrane; signaling receptor complex
Molecular function (GO): glial cell-derived neurotrophic factor receptor activity
Source: RefSeq, a predicted model, not a curated record